Aaosphaeria arxii CBS 175.79 is the source of this 822-nucleotide messenger RNA. RefSeq names its product PR-1-like protein. Lineage: Eukaryota; Fungi; Ascomycota; Dothideomycetes; Pleosporales. The record is from RefSeq and is a predicted model, not a curated record. The transcript is spliced from 3 exons. Gene Ontology annotation, cellular component: extracellular region. The coding region runs from base 235 to 822 and encodes 195 amino acids.
CUAGUAGUCAAUUACCGUUUGAUCCUAUCACCUCUUUCUGCUUUCCUCGCUUCUGCUUCAUAACAACGCUCUCUGGAACCAACAGCCUACCUACACUCCUUCUGAACAGUCCUUCAUUCGAAAUCGAAGCCUUUGACAGCCACUGGUCCGGGGCACAAAGCUACGCCGUCCUAGGAACUCCAUUAUCGGCAUAUCCAACAAUAUCCUUCUCAUCAAUCACCUUGGCCAGUCCUCAUGAAGUUAACCACUCUUCUCUCCUUCGCGAUUGCGAACGUAGCAUUCGCGGUGCCGAGCGUGCUGGAGGCUCGCGCCCAGGUCGAUGGCGCUGCCCCGAAGAUCGAUGACCCUCAGUUCAUCAAGCGCAUCAUGGAUGCCCACUGGUACUGGCGCUCUAUCCACUGUGCUCAGGAGCUUCACUGGGACCCGGCCCUGGCAAAGGCUGCCCUCGACUCCGUCAGCGCUUGCACCGAAAAGCCCCAGCACGACCGUGGCGGCAGCAAUCUCUCCUCUGUCUCUCCUGCCCCUUCCAACUAUGACGAGUGGCUUGAAUUCGCCCGCACCGUUGUUCAUGGCUGGCAUGAGGAGGAGCUAAAGUACCCAUAUGACAAUCCUCACUACCACGAUUCCUGGGGUCACUUCACUCAAUUAGUCUGGCGUGAUACCACACGUAUCGGCUGCGCCCUUGGCCACUGUCCUCAUGACCGCCCCUGGCCCGGACGUCUCUAUUGCUUCUACGAGAACGCCGGCAACAAUCUUGCAUUCUCCUUCAAAGAACAGGUGUGGCCUAUGGUUUGUGGUGACCCUACUGGUCGUCACAACUAG